This is a messenger RNA of Heteronotia binoei (common prickly gecko), 3101 nucleotides long. Its product is annotated as ubiquitin carboxyl-terminal hydrolase 12-like. The transcript is spliced from 9 exons. Gene Ontology annotation, cellular component: nucleus; cytosol. Gene Ontology annotation, biological process: protein deubiquitination. Gene Ontology annotation, molecular function: cysteine-type endopeptidase activity; cysteine-type deubiquitinase activity. Bases 163 to 1272 code for a protein of 369 amino acids. NCBI's taxonomy places the organism in Eukaryota, Metazoa, Chordata, Lepidosauria, Squamata, Gekkonidae. The record is from RefSeq and is a predicted model, not a curated record.
GCGGGAGCAGGCCGGGCCUCCUUGGCCGGCGCACGCGGGGCCGCCCGGGCCUCUUUGGCUGCUGCGCCACCUGCGGCUGCCGCUCCGGCUCCGGCUGUCAGUUGGGCGGCGGGGACCCAACAUGGCGGUGGCGGCGGCGGGGGGCUCCGCGUCGUCGGGCGGAUGGAAAUACUGAUGACGGUCCGGAGACUCGCCUCCAUUUGUACCAUGGGCGCCAAUGCAUCCGCUUUGGAGAAAGAGAUUGGUCCGGAGCAGUUUCCAGUGAACGAGCAUUACUUCGGUUUGGUCAACUUUGGCAAUACCUGCUACUGCAACUCCGUUCUACAGGCACUUUAUUUCUGUCGUCCUUUUCGGGAAAAGGUUUUGGCGUACAAGGUUCAGCCCCGGAAGAAGGAAAGUCUCCUGACGUGCCUCUCUGACCUCUUCAACAGCAUCGCCACACAGAAGAAGAAAGUGGGGGUCAUCCCACCCAAGAAAUUUAUUUCCCGACUGAGGAAAGAAAAUGAGCUGUUUGACAAUUACAUGCAGCAAGAUGCACAUGAGUUCCUGAACUACCUGCUGAACACAAUUGCCGACUUGCUACAAGAAGAAAAGAAGCAAGAGAAGCAGAACGGCAAACUCCAGAAUGGGCGCAUUGACAGCGAUGAAGGAGAGAAGGCAGACCUCACGUGGGUCCAUGAAAUCUUCCAGGGCACUCUCACCAAUGAAACCAGAUGUCUUAACUGUGAAGCUGUUAGUAGCAAAGAUGAGGACUUCCUCGAUCUGUCGGUGGAUGUGGAACAAAACACUUCAAUAACACACUGUUUGAGGGGGUUCAGCAAUACGGAGACUCUGUGCAGCGAGUAUAAAUACUACUGUGAGCAGUGCCGCAGCAAACAGGAAGCACAGAAGAGGAUGCGAGUGAAGAAGUUGCCCAUGAUUUUAGCUCUGCACUUAAAAAGGUUCAAAUACAUGGACCAGCUGCAUCGAUACACCAAACUCUCCUAUCGCGUGGUUUUUCCUCUGGAGCUUCGACUUUUUAAUACUUCAGGAGAUGCCACAAAUCCUGACAGAAUGUAUGACCUUGUGGCCGUAGUUGUCCAUUGCGGCAGUGGCCCAAAUCGUGGACAUUAUAUCACCAUCGUCAAAAGCCACGGGUUUUGGUUGUUGUUUGACGAUGACAUUGUAGAGAAAAUUGAUGCUCAGGCGAUUGAAGAGUUCUAUGGGUUAACAUCAGACAUUUCCAAAAACUCGGAAUCUGGAUAUAUCCUCUUCUACCAGUCAAGGGACUAAGAUGACGUGUUGAAGCAUCUUACAAGUGUACACAAAAGGGAUCAAGGGUUGUGCCCACGCGGGACAUUGUAGUUAUAAUCAAUUCCUUGUCAUUGCCACAGGACCACAGGAGACCAACAGGCAGCUAGUUGGGCCAUUUUCUUGAGGAUGAAGAAGAAGGGAUUCAGCUCUAAUUUCCUUUCUGGACUGUUUAACAUGUGCUAUCUUCCAAAAUGUGUUACCUCUACUUGAAAUCUGAAUGCUCAGUUGUCCAAGGGUUUCACUGUCAGAUUUGCUCACAGUUCAGUGACUGCCUCAGACUUGGUUUCCAUUAUUGUUGUUUUUCUGUAUUUUAGCAGAAUGGGUUAUGGUCUCAAUAUUCCUUAUUGGCCAACGGUGCUUUUUCAGAUAUGAGCCUCAGAAAGCUGCUGAAUGGUGUUGUGCUCAGAGCAUCAGGACUGCUAUGUUAAGUCAUAUUGGAAACAUCACAUCUUUAAUCUUACGUAUGGGAAAAAGACAAAAAAGGUUACUUCUCCAGUGUUGUGCAUUUCCAGGAAGAAUCUGCUUUAUUUCAGAUAAUGCUGUUGUUCUCAUCCACAAUUUUUUUUAAAAAAAAUUGGCUGCCUUUUCCCAAAUUUCCUUGAAAGAUAUAAUAAUAAUAAUAAAAAAAGUCUGAAGUGAAAGAUAUAAUUUUUAUAUGUAAUCUGUUAUUUUUGUUUGUUUCCUGUUAAAUAGAAGUUUGACUUAAAGUCACAAUACUGCAGAAGCCAGGAGAGCAAAGAAGUAUGUGGAGGUCCUUGAGGUCAUAUCUAGUUAACAGUUAAAGUUACUGUAUUUCUUGGAGCUAUUACCUAAGCCAGAAGUGCCCUCUACUGAAACAGGAUCUGUUUGGUGUUCAUUUCACUGAACAGUACAUUUUUUAAAGGAGCAAUUUUAUGACUGUGCAUUCAAAAUGCACAUUAAAUAACACUAACUGGGAGUUGACUAAGGUAGUUAAAAUUGUCUUUUUAAACAAUAGGGGUGGAGCUAAGAAAUAACCAUUAGGGCUGAAAUAUACUUGGGAUACAUUUUCUUCCAUUCCCCCCCUCCCCCACCUCAGUAGUUGUUGCCCAUUUUCAUAUUUGCAGAUGCUUUAGUGGACGGAGGGAUGAAAAUAGUCUUGUGAAGACUGAAUUUCAAUUAGUGUCCAGUUAUCUGUGCUGUAUAUUAUAACCCCGAGGAUUAUUAGGGAAAAUACUCUCCCCUUAGGAUACUCAGUGACAAUUCUGUAAGCAACAUGUUCUCGUUUCCAAAACAAAGCCCUAUUUUCUGUUUUCAGAGUUGGCUUAAAGUCCAGGCAUUCAAACCUUAAUGAUUUCAGAAAGAAAACCGGCAAGAUAGGCAAACGCGAAACGUUUUAAUAUGCAAAAGAAAUCUUUUCAUCAGAGCUUAUCAUCCACAACGAAAUAGUUGUUGACAGCUACUCAACAAUAAUACACUACAUGCAAUAUUACUCUUGUUUAGAAAUCCUCUCAUAAGGACCCCAAGUGGGUCCUUGACAGGCGUUUGUCAACUAGAGGCCCUGGGGAAAAACAUCACCAUGUGUGAUUGUGCUGAAACAGCAAAUACAACAGAGUAAUUUAGGAGAGCACUAAACUUGUAUUUUGUAUAUUUGGCGAUAAACAUUUUUACAGAUAAAAUACAUGAUUAGAAAGAAUAUUGAAAGAGAUAUACUAUAGAUUAAAAGUACACUUUUGCUACAAAUGUAUAAGGAAAUGAAAUGGUCACAAGUUGGAAGAUAAUGGUUCAAUAUUACUUCUGUAUAAUAAAUGACCCCCAGCUGUCUCCAAUAAAGAUCAUGUAGGGUGAAA